ACUUAAUAACCGUUAAUGGGCGGGGUCUACCCACGUGCUGCAGUCAUGUCAAUUCAAGUCUCAACUGCCAAUGAUGUAAAAGUUUACAACAUUUCCACUGGGAAAAGCCUACCAGAAUGGAUAUCAGAGAGAAAAAGAAGGUCACUGCUAAAGAAUGAUGAAAGUCUCAGAAGACGUAUUGAGUUGAUACAGGAUUUCAAGAUGCCUACGGCAACAAAUGUUGUAACCCUCACCCCCGACAGUCAGUAUAUAUUCACAGCUGGAGUCUAUAAGCCAAGAAUAUGCUGUUACGAUACUUCUCAGCUUUCAAUGAAAUUUGAGAGAUGCGUCGAUAAUGAAGUUGUUGCCAUGACAAUGCUCUCAGAAGACUAUUCCAAGUUUGUUUUACUUGAGACGAAUCGAAAGUUGGAAUUUCACGUUCAGCAUGGUCAUUAUUACUCGACUCGUAUUCCGACUUUUGGACGAGACAUGACUUACCAUUAUCCAUCCUGUGACCUCUACAUAGCUGCUUCAGGUUCAGAUAUUUAUCGACUUAAUUUAGAACAAGGAAUGUUCCUAUCUUCAUUAACUACUGUUGGGAGUGGUUCAAACGCUAUCUCUUUAUGCAAGGAGCAUCAGCUAUUAGCUGUUGGGACAGAGGCAGGAAGAAUCGAGUGUUUUGAUCCUCGCUCAAGAUCCCGUGUUGGGAUUUUAUCCGUCACCACCGACAACUCUCCAGUGACAGCAGUAAAGUUUAAUAAUGCAUUGACUUUAGCCGUAGGGACGGGUGGUGGAGUUGUCAAGUUGUACGAUAUUCGUUCAAGUGUUCCCUUCGCUGUUAAGGAGCAUCACUACCAAUUACCAAUACAAUCUGUUUCCUUUCAUAGCCACGACGAUCUCGUGUUAUCAGCUGAUAAGAAAGCAGUGAGAAUAUGGGAUAUCAGCGAUUGCACUCCAUUCACUAGCAUCGAGCCAGAGCAUGAUAUUAAUUCAAUGUGUCCAGUUCCAGAGACCGGACUAAUAUUUCUAGGUGUUGAACACUCUCAAGUUCUCUCUUACUUUAUACCAUCUUUAGGCCCUGCCCCCAAAUGGUGCUCUUUCCUCGAUAGCCUGACUGAAGAGUUGGAGGAAACUCCUCAGUCUAAUAUCUAUGAUGAUUAUAAAUUUGUCACACCCAAAGAUUUAGAGGAACUGGGUUUGUCUCAUUUGAUUGGUACUAACCUGCUCCGAGCCUACAUGCAUGGAUACUUCAUCGACAUUAGACUUUACCACAAGGCAAGAUCUAUUGCGCAACCAUUUGCGUACGAAGAGUAUCGGAAGAACAAGAUCAGAGAGAAGAUUGAGGAAGAGAGACAGAACCGCGUGCAAAAGAAGGCACUGCCUAAAGUGAAUCGCGAGUUGGCAAAGAAGUUGAUGUCAACUGAUGAGACAAGCAAUGAUAAAAAGAAAGGGAAGGCAAAGAAGACUGAAGCAAACCCAAUGACUGAUGACAGGUUUUCUGCUCUCUUCAGCAAUCCUGACUUUCAAGUUGACACUGACAGUCAAGAAUACAAGCAGUUGAAUCCUUUGCUCUCUCAAGCAAUGAAGCUUCAUGAUAAGACAAUGGAAGAGGAGGAGGAGGAGGGAGAGGAGGAAGAUGAAUAUGAAGAGAGGGAGUACAUCAAAACACGCCUCCCUUUUCCUCGUCCUACAGAGCCGGUUAUUUCAAUUGAAAAAGGAGAUGUUCGGAAAGGAAAUGGCCAAUUGUCAAAGUUACUAUUAGGAGAGAGACUCAUGGACUCAGAACCACAGGACAAACGGGAAACUAUUGAGACAAGUACUGGUGGUGCUUCUAUUGGUAAUGCACUGUCGACCUUUACUAUCAGAAAAGAAUCUGCUGUGAAACAGAAGCAAGCAAGCAUUGUGCAUAGAAGAGAAAGGAAGAGCAUAAGACGGUCAGCCUCCAAUAUCUUACCAAAAAGGAAGAAGGGCCAGGGAGUGUAUUGGAAGGGAAGGAGGAUCAAGUGAUAUUGGGGUCAUAGUGUACCAUUAUUGUGAUUAUCAGGAAGCUCACUCUGUUUAUAUUUAUAAUCUAAUGUUUAUUAUUAUGCCAAUUAAGUGAUCAUAACAUCAGGUACUGUAUGCCUUCUGGAUUCCCCCCUCUCUCUCCUCUUCCUUGUAUCUUCUUUCACUUCUAAAAUCUAAUAAUAAUGGAUAUUUAAAAACACAAA
Messenger RNA from Amphimedon queenslandica, 2189 nucleotides. Its product is annotated as nucleolar protein 10-like. Gene Ontology annotation, biological process: maturation of SSU-rRNA from tricistronic rRNA transcript (SSU-rRNA, 5.8S rRNA, LSU-rRNA). The transcript has 17 exons. Bases 16 to 1986 code for a protein of 656 amino acids. NCBI's taxonomy places the organism in Eukaryota, Metazoa, Porifera, Demospongiae, Haplosclerida, Niphatidae. The record is from RefSeq and is a predicted model, not a curated record. Gene Ontology annotation, cellular component: nucleolus; small-subunit processome; nucleus. Gene Ontology annotation, molecular function: protein binding.